This is a messenger RNA of Eimeria necatrix, 15066 nucleotides long. Its product is annotated as SET domain-containing protein / Bromodomain-containing protein, putative. Bases 1 to 15066 code for a protein of 5021 amino acids. The record is from RefSeq and is a predicted model, not a curated record. Lineage: Eukaryota; Apicomplexa; Conoidasida; Eucoccidiorida; Eimeriidae. Gene Ontology annotation, molecular function: protein binding; histone H3K4 methyltransferase activity. The transcript is spliced from 16 exons. Gene Ontology annotation, cellular component: Set1C/COMPASS complex.
AUGGACGGCGGCAACACUCAGAUGGGCCCCCCUGGGGCCCCAAAGUCAGGAGUUUCUGCUGCUGCUGCAGGGGCAGCAGCAGCAAGCGCCGCGCCUAAGCGACGCAGUCGAUGGGACCAGACACCGGCUGAGAUUGAAAGGGAGCAGCUGCAGCGACAGCAGCAGCAGCAGUCCUCAAGUACUGCAUGUGGGGUCCCAGUAGGAUACGCUGCUCCUCGUGGCAGCAGCAGCUGCAGCAGCAGCAGCAGCAGCAGUAGCGUUGGUGUCUACAGUCCUGGAGGUGGGAGCACACGAGAUGCUACCCACAAGAGUUUGAGCCACAGCAGCCGCAGCUACAACAGCAGCAGCAGCAGCAGCAAUAGCAGCAGCAGCAGGGAUUUCAGCAAGCACGGCACCGGCCAGUGCGUUGGAAGCUCAGACAGGAUUAGCGGCUGGGAUUCCGUUGGUUCAAGGCCGAGCAGCAGCAGCAGCAGCAGCAGCAGCGGCAUACCUUACAGAAGGGGCUUUGACGUGGGCCCGGACACAGCAGCUGCAGCGUCCCCACAUGAUCACCAGCAGCAGCAGCAGCACUGGAGCCAGCAGCAGCAGCAGCAGCGGGACAGCUACAGUCAUGCAGCAGAGAGACACACAGCAGCCGCGAUCGCCGCAGCAGCAGCCGCGGCCGCCACAGCAGCAGCCGCUGCCGCCGCAGCAGCAGCCACAGCCGCCGCAGCAGCAGGAGCCACUACCAGCGGUCUAGAGGAGGCUGGGACGUUCGCGGGGUCGGGGUCGGGAGAGUCAGCAGCAGCAGCAGCAGCAGCAGCAGCAGCAGCAGCAGCUGUUGCUGCUGCUGCUGCUGACUCCGGAGCCCAGCGACAGAGCCAGGGCUGGAGGGGGACCCCCCGCCGACCAGCGCCGCAGCCGCAGUACUCACAGCACAGAUUUCACCAGCCACUGCAUCCGCAGCAGCAGCAGCAGCAGCAGCACUGGGCGCAGCAGCACCACCUAGCGCAGCAGCACCACUUGAGGCACCCCUCGCCGCCGCAGAGGGCAUAUGGGUGGGCCCGCAGCGGGCCGUCUGCUGCGGCCGCAGCUUCCAUGGGCGUCCCGGGAGGGCCUGCAGCAGCAGCAGCAGCAUCAGCAGCAGCAGAAGACCCGCAGGAAACAGCGCACGUGUGGGGCGCAGCAGCUGCUUCGGAGAUCCGGGCCCUUGCAGAAAAAGCAGAUCUUUCGCUUCCUGCUGCUGACCCGGACAACCCCUGGGGAGAUAGCCGGGAAGUGGAGCUGCAGCGGCUGGAGGCGUGGGGCCGUGCUGCUGUUGCUGCUGCAGUGCAGCGAGGCUUCGGCGGCGCUGCUGCAGCAGAGGCAGCUUUAAACGAGUACAAAAAGGUCUUGCUGCAGCAGAGACAGUCGCUCGCAGCAGCAGGGACGCCGGUCACAGACAUGCAUCUUUUCACCGAAGGAAGCGCAGAGGAGCAGCAGCAGCAGCAGCAGCAGCAGCAGCAAGACAGCAGCACGAUUUACGUUAGAAAGGACCGCAACCUGGAGUCGCCAGGAGACUCCAGCUUGCCGAGUCCGUCGGCUGCACCAGCAGCCGCAGCAACAGGACAAGGCACACAAGAAUCGAAGUCAGUAGAAGCUGCAGCGGCAGCAGCAGCAACUGCAGACGUUGCGAAGCAGGGGGAAACCAAAGGCCCUACUGCUGCUGCUGCUGCUGAGCAAGAUGCUGCAGCAGCAGCAGGAGGCACAGCGGAAGACAGCAGCAGCGCAGCAGCGGACGCUGCACCACAGCAGGGCGCAGAGGCGCCCACUGAUGAUGAUGCACCUGCUGCUGCUGCUGCUGCUACUGCAGCAGCAACCGCAGCCGCUGCAGCAGCGGCGACUGCCCCUCCCGAAGUAACAGAGUCGGUCGAGGGCGCUGCCGAGGUGCAGCAUAGAAGCAGUGAAGACAGCAAAAGGGAAGCAGACUGCGACGCGGCAGCAGCAGCAACGGCAGCGGCAGCAGCAGCUGCAGCGCCUGCCGCUGCACCCUCACCUGCAGAAGCAGCAAAGCUUGAAGGUGCAGUAGCAGCCAAAGCAGCAGCACAUAAAGUAAGUGGAGAUCGAGGCGCGAGAGGCAAGGAGGAAGUUGACGCUGGCAGCUCAGCAGCUGCUGCCAAUGCUGCUGCUGCUGCGCAUGCUGCUGCAGCCUCAGAAACACAGGAGAAGUCACCGUGUCGCACCAAUGAGAAGCCGCAGCAGAAGCAGCAAACAGAGAAAGACGCAGAAGAGCAGCGAGAGGAGGGACAGGCUGUUGGGACAGAGGCUGCAGCUGCAGCAUCGCAACAGGAAAAGCACGAGCCCAACGAGCAACAGGGGCCGCAGCAGCAGCAGCAGGUGCAGCAGCAGCAAGAAACGCAGAAGGAGCAAGUCAAUCCGCAGGUGGAGCCGCAACAAGAGCAGCAUUCGGCCAAGCAAGAGCCACAGAAAAAGGAACAGGAAGACCAGGAGAAUCAAGGGGAACAUAAACAGGAACAAGCCCAAAGGCAGCAGCAACAGCAGCAGCAGCUGGAGCAGCAGCAGCAGGAACCACAGCAGCGAGAGCAGCAACUCGAAGCUGACGAGUCGCAAGCUGGCAAGAAGGCGAAGUCCCAGAAGGCGGCAGCGGCAAAGUCUGGGGGCGGCAGCAGCAGCAAAAAGAAGAACACAAAAUCGGGGGAAACUCGGGUCUCUCGCGAGCUGUGGGGUCUGCUGCAGGAAAACUACCAGCCCAUAGAGCCGCGCAGAAAUGCUGCGCGCAACAGCAGCAUGGGCAGCAGCAGCAACAGCAGCAGCUCCAAGACCGGUAGCAGCAGCAGCAGCAGCACACCUUCAACGGCAGGUCGCAGUAGCCAAGCAAAAAGUGAGGCGACCCAGCGAAGGGGGCAGAAGCAGCAACAAGUGAAACUACACGAGAAGCAGCAGCAGCAGAAACAGCAGCAGAAGCAACAGCAAAGGCAGCAAGAGCAACAGCAAAAGCAGCAGGAGCAGCAACAGAGCUCACAGCUGCCUACGGCAGAGAGAGAAGCAACGGCUAGCGAACGGGCUCCCGCUGAUGCAGCAGCUGCGGCAACAGCGGCACCUGAAGACGCAGCAGCAGCAACGAAGGAGCAGACGCAGCAGCAGAAAGAAGCUGAAGCAACGACAUCUGCAGCACCAGCAGACCAAACAGCGGCCGGGGCAUCGCCGCCGGAGACGCCGGUAGCUACGGCAGCAGCAGCAACAGAAACAGCAGAGUCUGCGGCUCCUCUCAAGAGCUCCGAGACUACAAACGCGACAACAUCAGGGGAGGAGGAGGGAUUGGAGUCCUUGCUGGCUGCUGCUGGUAUUCGUCUUACGCGCACAAUGCUGAAGCAGCUACAGGAGCCUGCGAAUCCUCAGCAGCAGCAGCAGGAGCAACAGCAGCAGCAGCAGAGGCAGCAGCAAUCUGUGCAGCGGGCAGCAAAGCCAGCAACUCAGAAGCCUGCAGCAGCAGCAGCAGCGAAGGAGAAAGAGGCUCCAGAGGACCCUUUUGCUGCGUAUGGGCAAAAGCUGGAAUUUCGAGAAGACAGGCAAGUGUUUGCCUACGUGGGCUGCCGCGUGCGAGUGGUGCGGGCGUGGCGGGACCGGCAGAGCCCCGAGAGCUUCGACUGGGCAGAGGGGGUGUUGAAGUACUACUGGCCGAAAUACCGGUCUGUCUUUGUGCACUUUUUGCUGUCUACGAACAAGCAAGACAUCUGCAGCCCCGCUGACGCCCCGCCGCUGCACCUCGCCGCCCACCAGCUGCCCUUUUCCCCUGAGGAAACUCACCGCGGCUGGUUUUCUCUGGCCCACGACAUCAUUCGUCUUGCUUCGCCGGAGCCUGUUUGGUGGCGCCCCGAGGUGGCAGUGCCCCUGCAGCUGCCUCGAGACAAGCUGCAGCACCCCAGAGGCGCCAGCUGCCCCACGCAGCAGCAGCAGCAAGAGCUGCUGCAGCACGCAGACGCAGAUGCGGGCCAAGAGACCCAGCAAGGCGACAGCCAACACACACAACAGAAAAAGGCAGCCGCAGAUUCCCCGUGGCAGUCGUUGCCUCCCCAGGAAGCCAGGAACUCUGCUCCCACCGACGCAGACAGCGGAGAUGGCAAAAAUAGCGGCCAAAGUAGCAGCAGCAGAGCCCAGAGAUGCCGAAGCUGCAGCAAACCAGUUUACUACAUUAUGACCCCGGGCCAGCCCGUGGAGGUGCCGCCUGAGGUCGCCCCCAGGGAGCUCCUGAAGAGCUACCCUUCCUGGGCCGAGCCCAGUAAUGCAGCGCAAGCAGCAGUAGCAGCAGCAGCUGCUGCAGGGCCAGCACCGGCAGACGCACAAGGGGAUGUGGCAGCAACAGGCAGCAGCAAAAGUAACAGUACUAGCAGCGGCAACGGAAACGCAAACAAUGCCGCACCCUCUUCUCUAGGAGACACAGACACUGCAGAAGCCGUCAACCUCUACUGGGGUUUGCAGUGCUGCUGCUGUCGGCGCGUCUUCCACACGGCCUGCAUUCGGCCGGCCCACAGGCGCAUUGCCACUGGCGGGAUGUCGCCGCAUGCCCUGUGUAUGGAAGCUGCGCGGCACCGUAAGCUGGUGGCGGAGCGAGAGGCGGCCAUAGAGCGCCACAAGAAAGAGAGAGAAGCUGCGGCGGAGGGCAGCAGCAGAAGAAGCACCAGCAGCAGCAGAGACAGCAAGUACUACCGCUAUGAAGCCGUGUCCUCCCCGGCCGCUGACCAGCAGCAGCAGCAACAGGACUUGCUCGAAGACGGGGGGUCGCUGGGGUCGCUGCUGCUGCAGCAGCAACCCGAGGAGGGUGCAGAUGACGCAGCAAGUGGCUGGCCGCUGUCCCCCAGCAGCGUUGUUUACGACCGGGCACGCAAGGCAUAUCUGAGCACUUUCGUAGUGCCGUCUCGUGCUGUGUCUUUGCCGGUGGGGCUGUCUGCUGCUGCCCGAGCGGGUUUGCUGCUUGGGUUCAAGAAGCAGCAAGAGGCCCGCGCGCUGCGGCGCUCCUUCUCCCUGGCCCGCUUCUGCACUCUGCCCCUGGCCUUCGCAAGGGCCCAGUCCGCCCUUUUGUCUCGCCAGGGUUCUCUUCACUGGAGGCUUUCGAGACACCCUGGUGAUGAAAUCGGCACGGAAGAUGUGCCCGCCCCGGCCGUCACAGUCACUGCCAAGCAGCAGCAGCAACAGCAGCAGCAGCAGCAGCAGCAAAAAGUACAGUCUCAUCAACAGGCAAAACAGUGCGAAGAGCAGCAGCAGAUGCAGCAGGAACAGGAAGAAGCCAGCCAGCAACACGACCUUGCACCGGCCGAGCAGCAGAGGGAAGGCGAGGAAAGCAUGCUAGUUGACGCUGAGCUUUUGGAAGCCCCACAGCAACAAAAGGAUCAGCAAGAACAGCAGCAGCGGGAGGAGGGGGAGGAGCAGCAAGAGGAGAGAAAGCAGCAAGGGGAAAAGGAGCGAGAGGAACAGCAACUAGCCGAUCGAAUGGAAGAGGAGCCAGGGAAUCCGCCGCAUCUUGCCGAGCAGGAGCAGCAGCAAGAGCAGCAGCAGCAAGAGGCGCGGCAGCAAGAGCGGCAGCAGCAAGAGCAGCAGCAGCAAGAACAGCAGCAGCAAGAGCAGCAGCAGCAAGAGCAGCAGCAGCUGUCGCCGCGGCCGGAGCAACAGCAAUCUGAAGAGAAUGCAGCAAACUCCACAGCGUCCAGGGCCACGCUAAAAGUGCAGCUGUUUCCAAACCCCCGAAGUAUUUUGGGGCUGGAGGAGGGCGGGCGAAAUGACCGGGGUGUACGUACUCCCUGGGUGUGCAGGGACUGUGCGCACUGUUUGUACUGCUGCGAGCCAAUAGACUUACCCCUGACUGCCGAAAGAAGCCCUGCUGCGCUAGCUGCAGCAACAGCAGCAAAUCGCGCGGCUCCAGGCACUGCCUCCAGCCCGACCCAGUAUGAGGCCACCUGCCAGCCGGUCCUGAACUGCCACUGCUGCAAUUCUUACGCCCACGGCGCUUGCUGCUACCCCAGUGCCGCCAUCUUGCAUGGCUCUUCGUCUUACCGCUGCGACUCUUGCAGGCGAUGCACUAGCUGCGGCUACGUGGACCUCUACUGGCCCGAGUAUGCAAACUGGGAUCCCACGUCUUUCCUGCUUUGUGCACACUGUCGCCGGAGCGUAGACGAGGGCCAGUUCUGCUUCAUGUGCUCCAAAACAUGGGUGGCCGAUGGAGCAGGAGGAGAGGAUUUGUCAGCAGGCAGCGCGGGGUGCACGGGGCCGGGGGGGGGCUCUGUAGAAACUUGGGUGCAGUGUGAUGGCUGCAAGGCCUGGAUCCACACCCGGUGCGACCCCCGACUGGCCAAGGGCCUGCAGGAUCCCCAGCAGCUGAAGACCAUGAAAUACAGGUGCCCGUCGUGCCGCUCGCCGUCUCGCCGGCAGCGCUAUGAGCGCAUCGUGGCUGAGUUGAUGUCCCAAGACCGCAGUGGAGAGUUUUCGUUUUUGCCGGAUGCGACAUUUUCGCUGUACUGGCGAGUUGUGCAGCGGCCCAUGUGUCUGUCUACAGUGAAAUCGAAGGUGCGCAGCAACGCCUACUCCUCCUUAGGAUCUUUCUUGAGCGAUAUUUCCCUCCUGAUUCAAAACAUGAAAACCCUUUACAUGCCCAACACAAGGCAGUACAAGGCGGCAGCUGCUAUGCAAAAGAAAGCAAACGAGCUCCUAACAGGCGUCCUCGAACUUCCCCACAAGGAGCCCCUGGCCCUUCUGGACUCACACAUACCUCCGAGUCCCAGCAGCAGCAGCAGCAGCAGCAACACGGGUACCAGUGAAAAGGCGCGAGAAACGAACCAGACCCCUACUGGGGAGGAGCGAGGCAUGGCAAAAAGUGAGUUUCAUGGGACAGCAGCAGACUCCGGCUCAGCUGCAGCAGCAGCAGCUGUUUCAACAGAUGACGGGCUCGAGUCUGCGGUGGACAAGGUGGGACACCAAGCAAAGGUUGCCGCCGGCCUUCGCCGCGGCAGCGCGAAGGGAUUCACGAGAAGCAGGGACACUCCGCCUUCUGGAUUGUCAGCAGCAGCUGCUGCUGAUUCCCCACUCGAUCCAGCAGCAGCGGCGUUCACGACGCAGCAGCUGCUGCAGCUUCACUCUGCUGCUGCUGUUAAGGGGAUACGGCAGCUUCUGCGCAAUCAACAGCCACACUUUCCCUGCGGUUUUUCGCUUUCUCCUUUAUCAGCUGUCCCUUGCUUUGGUCCGCCUCCUGCCCUACAGUGGUGUUUCAGCAGCAGCAGUAGCAGCAGCACGGAACUUGGCGAUAUGCUGCUGCCGCAUUCAUUCCUUUCUAUCCCGCAGCCUCCGCCUCCCCCACCCGGCCAGGCAAUUUAUUUGCUGCAGCUGCCUGUAUGCGUGAGUAGGCUGGCAGCUGCUUCUGUCUCAGAAGUGCCUCAGCAGCAGCAGGAGCACCUGCAGCAGCAGCAGCCGCAACAGCCGUCACACAGCACGAGCGUGGAGACACGGCGCAGCGCGGCAGCUCAGAGGAAGAAACGAAAGAAGGACUUUGAUCUUCAGCAGCAGCAGCAGCAACUUCAGAAGCGCGCAUUUUCAGCAGCCAUAGCAACUGCAGCAGCACCGGCUGCCACUGGUGCACCGGCAGCGGGAGAUCUGGGAGCAGCCGUAUCUGCAACUGGCGCGCUUCAGGUGUACAAGGGAAGGCUGCCGUCUUGCGUUGCUGUCUUCUCAGCAGCAGCGGAUGUGGCCUCAUAUUUGCAGGCUUUUCACUGUCUUUUUGGGGCUUCAGGCAAAGAAACGGCUUUCGCUGAUGGCCUUGCUGCUGAAGGAGAUGAACCAGUAGCGCCACAUCUGUGGCUGGAUUGCUGCAGCAUUUGCGGAUCCUUCGCGUACCAGCAGCUGCUCUUGCACUGCCGCUGCUGCGGCGAGGCCUUCCAUUCGUAUUGCUUGGGAGUUUCGCCUCCAGGGGCCCUUGAUAAGAAGAAAGCGGCGUUGGCGUCUCUCUGCGGCAGCGGCAGCAGCAACGGCAGCAGCAGCAGCGAAAUGGACUUUCUUUUGACGACAGCUGAGUGUCCUGCGUGUUUGUCUUGCGUCUCUUGUGGAAAUGCUGCUCCUUGUUUUUCCCUGUGGGACCCAAGAAAUAUACGAGACAGAGCAGCAGCAGCUGCUGCUGGAAUGCUGCCCCACGAGCAGCGACAGCAGCUACAAAGGCGCAAACCACGCUGGCAGUCUGACCCAGCAGCAGGGACUGUCACUGCUGCUGCUGCUGCCUCUACAGCUGUUGAUCGCAUGCUGGACAUUUGCUUCUGCAGUGACUGCGGAGCUGCGGCGCACAGCCGCUGCCUCUACAGGGUAGAGGAGGUAGUAACGAAACAAGAAGUGCUGCAUAGCCCGCAACAGGGGCUAGUGCACCAGCAAAAGGGCUUCCUGCAGCAGCAAGGACUGUGGACAGGACUGCCACUGUCUCGCGAACAGCUGCAAGUACCUCCUGCUGCUGCGGCUACUUUGAAAAGCAGCAGAGACGCAAAGGUGUUACGAAACCCAAAACAGCAGCAACACAAAAUGACUCGGGCUAUGGCACCAGCCAUGGCUUCUGUCGCCAAUGCUGCUUCUACUGCAGCAACCGCAGCAGCUACUUCAACUUCGGCUCCAGACAUUUUACAGCACAAAACGGUGGCAGGAGCUGUCGCGCUGAGUACUCUGCAACCACAGCAGCAGCUGGUCAAUCAACAGCAGCUGCAGCGGCUGCUGCAACAGCAGCCGCAGCAUACACUGUUACAACAGCAGUCACAAAAUUAUCUUCGGCAGCAGCAGCUGCUAACACCUUCGCAACAAUUCCCAUCUCAGCAGCAGCUGCAGCAGCAGUAUCGUAUGCAGCAGACCGCGCAGCAGCAGCAGCCGCAGCAGCAUCAGCAACUCCAGCAGCUUAUUCAGGAAAGAAUGAACAGUCUGCAACGGCAGCUUGAUGGCGUGGCUAGACAGCAGCAGCAACAGCGGCAGCACUUGCGGCAGCAACAGCAGCCCAUGCUGCAGACGCAACAACGCCACCAGGGUGGAAAUCAUCUGGAGCAGCAGCAGGCUUUUCAAAAGCGACAAACAGGACAGCAGCAGCAAGAGGCGGAGCAGCCCUUAAUGCUGCUUAGGACGACUAUGCUGCAAACGCAACAGAAGCUUCCGCAACAGACUUCUCAAAUGGCACUGCUGCAGCAGCAGCACCAACGGCAGCAACAGCAAGCAUUGCAUCAGCUGCACGCGCAGCAGCAGCAGCUGUCCAGCAGGAGUGCGCUUCAACUAGAAAGAGCAACUGAUGGCAGCACUUCUGCAGAAGGCACAGCAAAGGCUAGUGCAGCAAAUCAGCAGCAGCUUCUGCAGCAAGAACAACACUUCCAGUUACAGCAACAGCAAAUGCAGCUACAGCAACAGCAAGUCAGGUUGCAGUUGCAGCUGGAGAAGCUCCGGGGGACACAGUCAGCACCUGCAACAGCACAUGGGAAUGCAAGCAGCCCUACGCCAUCUUCUGCUGAUGCUCAGGCAGCAGCCGUAGUUGCUGAAGCUGCUGCUGCAGCAACAGAAGCAGCAGCUGCUGCAGCAGAAGCAGUGUCUGCUGCGAUUGCUGCGCCACAACUAGGUGGCGCCUCAUGUGCUGCUACGCCCACGAGGGCGCUGCCUUCAAAAGCAGCAGAAUUGGCGGAAGCACUAUUGAGCGCAGCACCUUCGGAAGCUUCAGCAGGCGAAGCAGUAAUAGCACCAGCAGCAGCUGCAACGGCUACGUCGUCUGCAGCAUCUCCUCAGACACCUGUUGAAGCGACAGAGCCAUGCGACGUCGCAGACCAGCCGAAGCCGCAGCAGCAACUGGCAGCAGAUCCUUGCCACCAGCAACAGCCCCCGCCUCAAUUCCCGCAGAAUCAUGCCCAGCAAAACGAAUCCUCCCCACAGCCAUUGCUGUGGGCUGGAUCGACUGUGCCAGCGCAGCAGCAGCAGCAACACCAGCAGCAGAGGUCCUUGAUCUCCCCUUUGCUUGGCACUGGCAGUUCAGUUGCAGGCAGCGCUUAUAGUGCUGACUCUGCUGUGCUGAAGCAGCAGCUGUUACAACGCCAGUCUGCCCUAAUCUUGAGAAACGAGCAGCUGAUCCAAGCGCUGCAGGGGCAAGCGGGACUUCGCAUACUUCCUCCUGCUGCAGCACCGUCUGCUGCUGCGCAGCUACCUGUCAGUGUGGCGCAGCAGCAGCAUUCGCGCCUGUUUCAACUGCAGCAGGAGCAGCUGCCAGGAGCUCCAAGACAGCUAGUGUCGCCCAGUGCUGCGUUGUCGUUCGACGGCUUCGAUGCCAGAGCCGGCGACCCCCGACAACAGCAGCAACCGCCACAGCAGCAGCAGCAGGUGAGCCAACAACUUUCUUCGCAAUCUCUGAAGCAACAGUUCCUACAGCGGCCCUUGCUCCAGCAGCAGCUGCUACAGGAACCACAGCACCACAUCCCUGGGGCUUCUCCACUGCUUCAACAGCAACUGUUGCAGCAAGUGUCCCGACAGCCUCGCGCUUCCCCUGGCAGCAUUGUUUUGUCUCCUCUGCAGCAGCAGCAGCAGCAGUUGCGGAUGGGCGCUUGGGGCAUGUCUCCGGACUCUGUUGCCGCACCUCAUGGGCACGUUUCAACGCUGCAUCUGCAGCCGCAACAAGUGCAGCAGCAGCAGCUGCAGCAGCAGCAAAUGGUUGUGAGGGUGGAGAGCUGCGCCUGGCAGCGCUGUGGUAGACUCUCACUAUUGUGCGGGGACUGCAGCAGCAAUGGCGUGCCGGCUCCUCUGGCCUUACGCGCUGCUCUGCAGCCACUCCAGCAGCAGCUACUGGUGUCGCCUGCUGCAGGUGGGUCUGGCCAGCAGCAGCUGCAGCAGCGGCCUCGCGAUGCUAGUUCCGGUGCCCCUUCAGGACAGCAAAACGAUGGCGCAGCAGCAGCAGCAGGAGCAGCAGACGCAGCGGGCCUGCGAGUGCCAGCAGGACAAGCAAGCACAGCACGGGCAGCGGAUGAGAGAGUUGGGGAUGGGGGCAGCAGCCGAGGUGUAGUGACAGUGUGCGCCCUUUGUGGAUCACUAACGAAGCGUCUACCUGCUGCAGCGGGAGGGGCAAGGGGCCUUGCAGCUCGUUUCUCUGGGGGCGGCAGCAGCAAUACGAGCAAAAGGCGACUCCCUGUAUUUGUGCUAGAUGGGCUCGAAGGUCUCUGCGUCUCCUGCGCAGCACUCGCAGAUGAACCGCUACCAAGUGCAGCAACCACGAAUGCAGCAGCAGCAGCAGCAGCAGGGAAAGGCUGCACUGCUUCUCCGUCUCCCCUGCUGACGCAGCCCGGGGCACUAUCGCAGCUGCUUUCUCGGGCCCAGGUGGCAUCAUCAGUUUACUCGCAGCUUCAUGCGCUGCUCGAGCAGACGCUUCUGCCUCUGAUGGAUUCCCCGCAGGACAGCAACAGCAACUCUGCGGGGCAGUUGGUCAGCAGUUCUGUAGCGGCAGCAACAGCAGCAGGCCGGCACCAGCUGCAGCAGACAGAACUGCGACUCGCCAUUGCCGAACUCACCGGGCAUCUGCUGCGAGCUGUACAAUGGGAGGAGCCCUCUUGUCAACAGCAUCAGAAGCAGCAGCAGCAACACAAGCAGCAACAAAAUGAGGACUAUCACAAGUUGGCCCUGGACUUGUUCUCGUUGCUGCAGACCUUUGUCAAUCUACCGACAGUGCUGUCUGUAUUCAUAUCAUCUGUUUUGUUGCAAUGGCGGCCUCAGUCAAAGCGAGAAGAGAAGCAGCGGGACCCGCGGGUGCUCCUGACGUUGUCGCAAGCUUGUGAGCGACUGGCUAUGCAGCGGCGUCUUGGUUCAGAUGCUGCUGCUCCUGCUGCUACUGCCCUUCCUGCUAUUCCCCUUGCUGCUCCUGGCGUCGUUGCUGCUGCCGCUGCUGCCUCAGGAGGCUUUCCACCAUGUGCCCCUGAAUGGCGGGAGCUACGAGCUGUGCGGCGGCAGCUCUUCUGCAGGCUUCAUCGCGCCGUCUCCUGCAUGGAGCGCAGGAGCAGCAGCGAAAACUGUGGGACCCAAGCAGUUGACACAGCAGCGAUUCCAUCUGUUCUCGUUCGUCUGCUUGCGCUGCGACUCCGCAAUGGAGACCCUCGCGUCUGCGGCUGCGGCAGCUGCAGCAGCAGCAGUUUGCUCUCUGCUUCUUGCAAAAUUGCAGAACGGGACGGACGCUGCUGCGUGCUGUGUGGGCAAACGGGCGACAGAGUAGUGUCUGGGGCUCUGCUGCCGCUGCUGGACUCUUGGGUCCACGCUGGCUGUUGCGCCUGGGGCGUUUACUCAUGCACUGUUGUGCCGCUGCUAUCCCCAGAGCUGCUGCAGCUCGCCGACCCGUUUGGUGCGUCGCGUGAAGUUCAGCAAGUGCAAAAUUCGCAGGGAGCUGGGGGGUCUUCUCCUUUCGUGCCCAGCAUAGUACCAGAAGCAGAGAAGACGGCAGCAACCAGUCUCCAACCAAGCAGCAGCAGCAACAGAAACAGUAAAGGGCUAGUGCGAUCGUUUGCGGCUCUACCAGAACAGCUACCUCCUUUGGAAUGUUCUGCUGACGCAGUUUUGCUUGCUGCGGCGGCUGCACGCAACGCCCGCUGCGUUGCCUGCGGGUGCAGUGGAGCCUUCGUCGCGUGCGCAGGUUCGCAGCAGGCAUCAGAAGAGCGCUCUUGCAAUGCCCGUUACCACCUUACGUGUUUGCUGCUAGCAGCAGUUGGGAAACGACCCCUUGAGCAGAAGCAAUAUGUGCAGCAAGAGCAAUCUGCAAGAAGUCCUCGGCCCCGGGUCUUCGUUACGCUCCGUCGCUUUUGGUGUCAGGACUGCUGCGAAGAAGGGCAUGCUGCUGCUGCAGCUGCUCCUGCUGCUGCUGCCACAUCACCUGCGACAUUUGACAGUCCAGUGGAGCCCGAAGUUCGUAUGUGCCAACCCGAAGCAGCAACGGUUACAACAUUGGACAGUGCAGCAGAACAGGACCCACUUUUCGUUUUUCUUGAGGGGGUGGGUGGUGGCGCUGCAGCGGUUUUGCUGCGGCUGCUGCUUCAGAGCGUUCGCAUAAAGCCGCCUGCUUUUGCUGCUGCUGCGGCGGCAACAGCAGCAACAGCAGCAAUGGCUGACGUGGAUACACACCCGCUAGGCGCAGCACUGAAGCAGCUUCCAGCAGCAGCUGCGGUGGAAGAAGAUGCAGCAGCUGAUGAAACCGGCACUGCUGCGUCUGAGACUGUGGCGUUUCUGCAGCAGGUAAUGGCAGAUGCUCAUGCGGCUUUGCGUGAUUACUGCACUCUUCUAUCUCCUGAGCUGUCUCCAUAUGUUGGCGGGCGAUGCUGUGCUGCUUCUGUGGUUCCCUAUUCCUUUUCCAACGGAGCCAUUGGCUACCAUCAGCGGCAGCAUGUGGAAAAGCAGCAGCUGAAGUUGCGCGCACCCCCGCCAUCCUCGUUGCUGCGGUACGGAGGUCUCACGCUGGUUUCUCUUGGUCUGCCUUUGCUCUUUGAUGGAAGCCGCAGCAGCCUAUUUCCUAUUGGGUAUUGUGCUACUCGCCGCUUCUGGGGUGUUCGGGUGCCCAGUCAUGUGCACCACCCGGCCUGCAUCAACAAAGACGGUAGCAGUGAAAACAGCAGCAAGGGCAUCGUUGUCAGCGGAUUCCUCCAGAGGGCUACGUACCUCUGCAGUAUCACAGCGCAUCAGAGACGCCCCUACUUUACACUAGACUGCCUCGCAAAGCCUGCCGCAAAACUCGGGGCAGCAGCAGCAGAGAGAACAAGUAUCCCAACGAAGCCAGCAGCAACAGCAACUGACACCAAUGUGUGCACUGCCUGCCAGUAUGGCUGGCGCGUUGCAGAGGGAUUCGAUUUGAAUGCAGUCGUAGGGACGCUGAUGCAGCAGCUGCAGAUACAGUUGCAGCAACACCAGCACCGACCGCCCUCUGUCUCUCCUGUAAUUACAGCCGGCAUGGAGGCCUCUGCAACGGAAAGAAGCAACUGCAAAGUCAGCAGUAGCCUGGACCCCGAUGCCUUGAGCGGGGACACGAAGGGCAUAGUUGCUCCUCCUGCGUCCCUUGUUGCAGCCACCCCUGCAGAUGAGCCGGCAAGCCCGUCGCCUAAACAGCAGUCCGCACAGCUGCGGCCAGAGCAGCAGCUGCCCUCGCAGCAGCAGCCACGGGACGGCCGAGUGGAGGCAAAAGGCCCAAAGCCAGUAGACGUCUCUUCUCUAGAUCCCGAGGUCUUCUUUGGUCUGAGAUGUCCAUAUGUUCAGCAACGCCUGAGAGAAGUGACUCCACAGGUGUUGGCGGCUCGUGCGCUGCAGCAGUUGCAGCAGCGAGCAUUAGCAAGGCAGCGGAAAAAGAGCUGCACUAGUACUGCUUGGGCCGAUGGCAACGCUGUUGCUGCGAAGAGAGGGGGCACCUUCUGUGUGCCGCGAGAUCUCCAGUCGUCGGCAGUGCCUGACGCUGUAGAGGGCGAGGAGCUCUUUACUCGCGUGCAUGCCAGGGCCAAGGCAGAUGCCGCUGACGCAGCAGCUGCCCUUGCAGCGGUGGGCGCCGGCUCGUCCCGGCAGUCUUCAGGCCGCCUACGCGCGCAGGGGAAAAGGGGAUUCGAGGCGCUGUCCCCUGCUGCCCUCUACAGGCUUCUGCAGAGUGGGGACCAGGAGGAGCGCUUGGCAGUAAUGCCUUCUCGAAUUCACGGCCUCGGUCUCUUUGCUCUAGUGCCAAUUGCUCACGGCGAGCCCGUGGUGGAAUACGUGGGAUCCGUCAUUCGGAAUGUGUUGAGUGACAAGCUGGAGGUGCUGUACGAGCUGCAGCGAGGUGGCGACGGCUCCUGUUACAUGUUUAGGCUAGACGAUGCAUUUGUGGUGGACGCCACCCGCCGCGGUAGUGCUUCUCGGUUUAUAAACCACUCUUGCGCGCCCAACUGCACUUGCCGCAUCGUCGUCUGCGACUCUGGCCACAAACACAUCCUCAUCAUAGCCAAGGAGGAUGUCCCCGCAGGAGCAGAAAUCACCUACGACUAUCAGUUCGGCAUUGAGGCUGAAGGAGACAAACUUGUCUGUCUCUGUGGGGCCCCUGGAUGUCUAGGCAGGAUGAACUAA